AUUUGGACUGUGCAUGUGAGGGAGGAAGCCGAGGCUGACAUGCAGCUAUGAAGAGGGUAAUAGAAACCAAAGAAAUCACCGGCCUUUCCCAAGACCCGGAGAGCAUGGAGAACAAGGAGAACGGCUCCACCGACUCUAAAAGCUCCAUAGAGAAUGGGAGACCACCAGAUCCUGCGCACUGGGCCAUCGAUGAUGUCGUCAAUUACUUCAAAACGGCCGGAUUUGAAGAACAAGCAACCGCAUUUAAAGACCAGGAAAUCGAUGGGAAAUCUCUCCUGCUCAUGACCAGAAAUGACGUUUUAACUGGACUUUCACUAAAACUGGGCCCGGCUCUUAAAAUCUACGAAUAUCACGUGAAGCCGCUGCAGACGCAGCACCUCAAGAGCGCCUCCCCAUAAGACGCGGCCUGUCAUCACGGGGCUGCAAUCCUAAAGCCAAAUAUAAACUGUCCGCGAGGAUGCAUGACCGGGGGACGGACGCGGGGACCUCGGUCCUUAGGAAGACGUAUUGUGUUUUGUGAUUCUCCGAAAAAAAUAUGACAACUUGGUUGGUAUGUGACCCCGCAUGGACAAAUCCAAUAUUGUGUACAGGACUGACCCCCUGCCGCCAGGUCACAUGACUUCCUGCCCGACGUCAUAUGGGAUUCCUAGGUGUCUUGUAAUAUUCUAGAUUCAUAAGGUACCCCAAGGGCAAAAAAACCCAAAACAACAGUGCCCCCCCCCCCCCCCCAGUGGUCAGAUAAGGAAUAUUUCAUCUGUAUGGGGCCUAGAUGAAUGCACUUCUCUCACUUACGGGGCUUGACCCCUGUUUAAAGGGCAUCUGUCAGCAGUUUUGUACCUAGGACACUGGCUGACCUGUUACAUGUGCGCUUGGCAACUGAAGACAUCUGUCUUGGUCCCAUGUUCGUAUG
Molecule: messenger RNA, 910 nt
Organism: Bufo gargarizans (Asiatic toad)
Lineage: Eukaryota; Metazoa; Chordata; Amphibia; Anura; Bufonidae
Gene: SAMD13
Product: sterile alpha motif domain containing 13
Exons: 4
Coding region: 48-398 (116 amino acids)
Molecular function (GO): protein binding
Source: RefSeq, a predicted model, not a curated record